This is a messenger RNA of Metarhizium album ARSEF 1941, 972 nucleotides long. Its product is annotated as high affinity methionine permease. The coding region runs from base 1 to 972 and encodes 323 amino acids. Gene Ontology annotation, cellular component: membrane. Lineage: Eukaryota; Fungi; Ascomycota; Sordariomycetes; Hypocreales; Clavicipitaceae. The record is from RefSeq and is a predicted model, not a curated record. Gene Ontology annotation, molecular function: L-amino acid transmembrane transporter activity. The transcript is spliced from 4 exons. Gene Ontology annotation, biological process: amino acid transmembrane transport.
AUGUCAGAUAGCUCAUCGGAAGUCGUGUACGACGGAGAGCUCGCAUUUACGCGUGCCAAGGGCGGGAAUGGCUCCGAGGCCACCUACCAAGAAGCGGUCGGCGCACACGUGGACAGAAACUCCCCCCUGGGAUAUCACGUGGGAUGGGUGACCAUCAUCUUCCUCAAUAUUAACCAGAUGACUGGCACUGGCAUCUUCUCAACGCGCCAGUCGACCGCCUCGCCCCCGGGAAACACCCUCAAGGCAACGGGCUCCGUCGGCUUGGCCUUGAUAUACGGGGCCAUUGGCGCCGUCAUGGCCUUCGGCUUCUCCAACGUUUUUAAAGUGGUCAACGAAAUCAAGAAUCCUGUUCGGUCCAUCAAGAAGCACGGCUUUGCCUCGGUCCUUAUUGUGGCCAUGCUGUACAUGCUCUACAAUAUUGCCUACUUCUCUGCCGUCGAUAAGGCCCAAUUCGAAAGCUCCAAAGCAGUUGCCGCGGGAGUGUUUCUCGACUUCUUUGGCCUGGGGCCGGCCGAGACGGCUCUCAAUGUGCUUGUUUCGCUAAGCGCCUUUGGGAAUAUCUUUCACCCUUUUCUGGGUUGCGACGAGACCUUUUGGGACGCCGGUCGGCCCUUAUCUGCUCAAAUGGCUCAUGAAUUUGUUGUCAUCUUGAGGACGCAUCCCGAGGCCCUGUUUGGGUUGGCAAUGACUCUGGGCGUCUUCGUUAUUCGACGGCACCGAAGCCGGAACAAGCUGCCAGCGACCCAGUUCCGGGUCUGGAAUGUUCUCUUGGUCUUUUAUAACUUGGUUCAGGUGUUCCUGUUGGUCAUGCCCUGGUGCCCGUAUGCUGGUGAUGUGAGCUUUUGCAUGGCUAUAUGCGGGCUGUACUCUGUGGCGUGGAUGUAUGUUAUUCCUAGGUGGAGGGGAUAUCGCGUUCGGGCUGAGGUUACGCACACCGAGGACGAUAGCGUACUCUCACAUAAACUGGGUUAA